UUAAACUUGGCACCGGACUCACCGCAGGCUGUUGUCCUCCGACUUCUCUGCUGUCUGAGGACCAGAUUGAGGACAAUGGGCCUGCUGAAUAUCAUCAGCUCUAUCAAAGACCGAGCUGAAAAGUUUCUAAAUGAGAAAAAUGUGGUGACGGAUAUUCUGGGAAAAAUGGAGGAGAAAACUGGGAUCAAGAAGAAGGUCAUUGCUCUUGGUGCCGUCUCGCUGACCGGACUCUACCUGGUGUACGGCUAUGGUGCCUCCCUCCUCUGCAACCUGAUUGGUUUUGUUUAUCCAGCUUAUUAUUCAGUCAAAGCCAUCGAAAGCCCGUGCAAAGAAGACGACACAAAAUGGUUGACCUACUGGGUGGUGUACGGCGUCUUCAGUCUGGGCGAGUUCUUCUCUGAUAUUUUCCUCUACUGGUUCCCAUUUUACUACGCUUUUAAGUGUCUCUUCUUACUCUGGUGCAUGGCCCCAGUGUCCUGGAAUGGCUCACAGAUUAUCUACAACAAAGUGGUUCGGCCUGCCUUCCUUCGCCAUGAGGCCACAGUGGACAACAUGGUCAGCGACCUCAGUGGGAAAGCCAUGAGUGCUGCCGAGAACCUCACCAGAGAAGUCCUGACCACUCUGGUGAAGAAUAAAGCCGUGAUCACACCAUCGCCACCUGUUGCUCAGUCUGAAGCUAAAAGUUUACCAAGUACAUCAGGAGAAACAUCCACAGCUAAAGUUGGUCCAUCAGAGAUGAGCGAAGAAAGAAGAUUCUUUAGAUAGCAGCAGAGGAAGAAGAGGAGCCUUGGUGAGGAAGAAAAGGAGGGAAAGAGGGUUUUUCCUCAUCAUCCUGACAGAUUUCAACAGGAUUGUUACGUCUGUCAAAGAGACUGAUUUCCUUUUUUAAAAAAUCAUGUUGUAGUUGUGCAGCAGCACAUUGUGAAAAGAUCUUUUUACUUCUUUGUUUCAAGAUUUCUGGGAACAAUUAUUUUCUUCUUUUCUUCUUCUUCUUUUUUUUAAGUUAUUAAAUCUUUUCUAUGCAAACCUCCUGAAUCUGGAUUAUAAAUAACUCACAGAAGCUGUAUUGUUGCCCUGGAUUUUACUUGUUUCUAUUGUCCUGAUUCAGAUAGAAGACCCAGAAUCUAAACGUCUGCUAAAGUAAAUCAAGCUCACAUCCACACUUCAUAAGAAUAAGUUAAAAGUUCACAUUUAAAGAUUCUUAAUGAAAUAAAAUGAAGUGUUGGUUUUGUUAUAGGCUGGUCUGACCUAAGUUUGUGGAAAUUGUUAGCUGGCUGGACUCUUUGGCUCAGUCUGUCAAAGUCUUUGCAGAUGUGAUCAUUUAUUUUCAGACUCGGGCAGCUAAAGACUUUUUCCAUCAUCUGCACUUAAAUUCUUUCCAAAUACUUGAAUGAACUGGCUUCAGCAGAAAUGAUUUCUGUUUUGUCUUAAUUGCAGCAUCUACUGUUUAGCACAACGCUUGCCGCACUGCUUUUUUUGGCGCCCAAGGAUUCCAAUUAUUUCUCUUCGUGACUCGCUCUGCCCUCUGACUAGUUUGACUUUAGAUGAGUAGCUUCUUUAUUCUUCUCAUAGAAUAAAUAACAAAAGUUUUGUGUUGCCAGGGAGAUCUGUUAUUAAGGUGUAUCAUGACUAUAACAAGGCAAAAAUGGACAGUAUUCUAGUAAUCAGAAGCUCAUAGUCACAUUCUUUGGGUGCAAAGAAAUACGUCCUGUGUUCCUGGAUAAUACUGUGUAAUCACAGUAAACAGGUGUACUAGAGUAGACCUGUUCCUAUUUGAGAUGAAUGAGAUAAAUGAAUGCUUUUGUGCUAUUCUGAGCUAAGCAGAGUCAUGGAGCUGGAAAUGAGAUCCACUUUACAUGAGAACUGUGCAGAAUAAUUCAAUUUUCACUCUUCAGCUAAACGGCUUCUUUAAUGUGUUCACAUGUUUGCACAUUGUUGUGUUAGACUGUGACAUGCUCACCUGAUGGACUUUGUAACAGCAGCAGUUGGCUCUGUACUUGUCUGCAUGUUUCUCCUGUUCGUACAGUAAAAUCUAACCUCACUGUGUCACACA
Molecule: messenger RNA, 2053 nt
Organism: Neolamprologus brichardi
Lineage: Eukaryota; Metazoa; Chordata; Actinopteri; Cichliformes; Cichlidae
Gene: reep6
Product: receptor accessory protein 6
Source: RefSeq, a predicted model, not a curated record